This is a messenger RNA of Peromyscus californicus insignis, 2653 nucleotides long. RefSeq names its product NOP2 nucleolar protein (gene Nop2). Bases 137 to 2527 code for a protein of 796 amino acids. Gene Ontology annotation, cellular component: nucleolus. Lineage: Eukaryota; Metazoa; Chordata; Mammalia; Rodentia; Cricetidae. Gene Ontology annotation, molecular function: rRNA (cytosine-C5-)-methyltransferase activity; RNA binding. The record is from RefSeq and is a predicted model, not a curated record. The transcript is spliced from 15 exons. Gene Ontology annotation, biological process: maturation of LSU-rRNA; rRNA base methylation.
GGCGCCCUGCGCGUGCGCGAUACACUUUGUCGGUGUGCUGCCUGGGAGCUCGUCCCUGAGUGCACGUGGAGCGGGCCUUGGCUGGAGGCUCUACAUCUAGAGGACCCGGGUCUAGCCAAGCGGAGGCUUCAGUACCAUGGGGCGUAAGUUGGACCCUACGAAGAAAGAGAAGCGUGGGCCCGGCCGAAAGGCCCGAAAACAGAAGGGUGCAGAGACCGAACUGGUCAGAUUCUUGCCUGCAGCUGGUGAUGAGAAUUUCAAGAGGCUGUCCAGUCGUGCUCGGAAGAGGGCAGCCAAGAGGAGGUCCAGGUCUGUUGACGUCCCUAAGCCAAAUAAGUCUCCUGGGAUUAAAACAUUGCCUGGAGAGCUGUCAAAAGGAGCAGUCCAGGCUCGAGGUAAGAAGCGCCCAGCACCAACUCCUAACAGUGACGGGGAUGAGGAGGAAGACUCUGAGGAAGAUGGUGUGGCAAACCAGGGGGACCUCUGGGGCUCUGAGGACAGUGAUGCUGAUAUGGUGGAUGACUAUGGAGCUGACUCUGAGCUGGAGGAUGAGGAGGGAAAGCUGUUACCCAUUGAAAGAGCUGCUCUGAAGCGGAAGGCCCGGGAAGCUGCAGCUGGGGGCCAGUGGAGUGAAGACGAGACUGAUGAAGAGGAAGAUGAUGAUGCCCUGGCUGAGUCCAGUCACCAAAAGGAUGACAAAGUAGAGGAUUUGCAGAUCAAUGUGGAAGAUGAGGAAGCCUUCGUGCUGCCCCCUGCUGGAGAGAUGGAGCAGGAUGCCCAGGCUCCAGACCUGCAGCGCGUUCACAAGCGGAUCCAGGAUAUAGUGGGGGUACUUCGGAAUUUUGGGGCUCAGAGGGAAGAAGGACGGUCUCGUUCUGAGUAUCUGAAUCGGCUUCAGAAGGAUCUGGCCACUUACUAUUCCUAUGGAGACUUCCUGCUGGGCAAGCUCAUGGAGCUCUUCCCUCUGUCUGAGUUGAUUGAGUUCUUAGAAGCUAAUGAGGUGCCCCGGCCAAUCACCCUUCGGACCAACACCUUGAAAACCCGUCGCAGAGACCUUGCUCAGGCUCUCAUCAAUCGUGGAGUUAAUCUGGACCCCUUGGGAAAGUGGUCAAAGUCUGGACUUGUGGUGUAUGAUUCUUCUGUGCCUAUUGGCGCUACUCCUGAGUAUCUGGCUGGGCAUUAUAUGCUUCAGGGAGCCUCAAGCAUGUUACCUGUCAUGGCCCUGGCACCUCAGGAGCAUGAGCGGAUCUUAGACAUGUGCUGUGCUCCUGGCGGGAAGACUAGCUACAUAGCUCAGCUGAUGAAGAACACAGGAGUGAUCCUUGCCAAUGAUGCCAAUGCUGAGCGGCUCAAGAGUGUGGUGGGCAACCUGCAUCGGUUGGGAGUCACCAACACCAUUAUCAGCCACUACGAUGGGCGCCAGUUCCCCAAGGUGGUGGGGGGCUUUGACCGAGUGCUACUGGAUGCUCCUUGCAGUGGCACAGGGGUCAUCUCCAAGGACCCUGCUGUGAAGACUAACAAGGAUGAGAAGGAUGUCCUGCGCUGUGCCCACCUUCAGAAGGAACUGCUGCUCAGUGCUAUUGACUCGGUCAACGCUGCCUCCAAGACUGGGGGCUACCUGGUCUACUGUACCUGUUCCAUCAUGGUGGAAGAGAACGAAUGGGUGGUAGACUAUGCCCUGAAGAAGAGGAACGUGCGGCUGGUGCCCACGGGCCUAGACUUUGGCCAGGAAGGUUUUACCCGCUUUCGAGAAAGGCGCUUUCACCCCACUCUGCGGUCCACGAGACGCUUCUACCCUCACACUCACAACAUGGACGGUUUCUUUAUCGCCAAGUUCAAGAAGUUUUCCAACUCUAUCCCCCAGCCCCACACAGGAAAUGCAGCAGCAGCUACUCCGACAGAGCCUGAGUUGAAGGGUGAGGUCACCCCCAUGUCUGAGGACAGUAGUCAGCCGGCCAAGAGAGCUGGGGGAGCUGCAAAGGUACAGCAGCAGCCAGGGAGACCGCAGCACUCCAGAAAGCCCUUCCAGAAGAUGAAUGGCCUCUCCAGAGGGCCAGGCUCAGAACCCACUGUCCCUUCUGUCCCAAAGGCCCAAGUGUCUGCCAGGCCCCAGGAGAGCGCUCGGCCUGAUGGAAGAGCUGGAGUGACCAGGGAACCAAAGGUGGCUGGGAAGCUAAAGCGAAGGGGACCUAAGUCAAAGGACUCCAAGGAGGCCGCCCUCCCAAAGCAGAAAGUCCCUCCCAGCGGCGUGGACCCGGAAACACCUGCAGUGCCUUCAGGCUCUGAGAGUUGCCCUGCCCCACGGCUUAAGGACUGUGGUCAGUCCCUUGGGAAAACCAAAAAGAUUGAAAAAGGAAAGCCGCAGUUAGCAGAGCAGCCUGCCAAGAGAGCUGCCUCCCUAAAAGAGGAUGGUGCUGCCAAGGGGCCCUCAGUCCCCACGGGGUCUCCCCACAGUUCCACGAGGCCCCCACCAGCAAAGAGGAGGAAAUCUGUGACAAAGGGCAGUGGCCAGCCACUGUUCUCUUAAUGGACUUGGAAACUAGACUGCUGGCUCACUCACAUUGUCUCCGGGUUGGAACUCCUACAUCCUUCUGCAAUCAUGGCCUCCCCACUCUGCAUAAAUAUGAAAUUUAAUAUACCUCUUUCCAUCCUA